AUGGUGCAGAAAGUGUUAGUGAUCGGUGCAGGUAUUUCUGGUCUGACCAGCAUCAAGGCCUGCCUGGAGGAAGGUCUGGAGCCCACUUGCUUCGAAAGCAGCCAUGACCUCGGAGGUCUGUGGAGGUUCAAGGUGAGGGACCAUGCUUUUUAAUCAUGACGCUCCUUUUGUCUAGGCAGGGGGUCAAACCCUCUCUAUGAAAGGAGAAAUUUUCGCUGCUGCUCUUCCAAAAAAAGAGUGCCUUAACCUUAGAAACAUUCACCAAACCCUCCCAGUGACAAGUAGAAUAAUAAAUAUCCCGUCUUGUGAAUCUCCAGGAGAAGCCCGAACCUGGACGAGCAAACAUCUACAAUUCAGUGGUCAUGAACAGCUCCAAAGAGAUGACGGCUUUCAGUGACUUUCCUCCUCCAGCUGAGCUCCCAAACAACAUGCACCACUCUGACGUGCUGCAGUACCUGCGGCUCUACACUCAGACCUUCAACCUUCUGCCUCACAUACGCUUUCAGGUAAGUCACCUUUACUGAGCUUGUGUGCAAAAAAGAAAAUGUAAAUGAUCCUUCGCCACAGUAGUUAAAGAGCUUACUCAUAAAUUCUGUUGAACUGCUUGAACUCAGUGCUUUGCGGGGAUGGUGGUCUCAGUCGUUUGAUGUGCGCUGGUAUAUAAAGAUUGAAAAUAUCUCUACACUUGAUUUUCCCUAAAGUAGACAUUGAUGAUUUUUAUUGCCAAGGCAAUAAAGACAGCUAACUGUAGGCAAAUAAUGAGGGGGCAAGACCUCCAAAAUAGGUAUCAAGAGGAUUUGCUGGGUUUGAAACAAUCUUAGUCGCCAAAACCCAUCUGCACUCCUUCCUCAGCCUCACUAGAGUUUUCCCUUGGUAUGCAAUAAUGUCCCCCUGUGAGACAUAAGACAUCGCCUGGAUCCCUGUAUACCUGUGUGUCUAUACAUGACAGUAUGAAUGAAAGACGCUCGUCUUUGUCCUGUCUGUUCUAGAUGAUGGUGGUCAGUGUGAGGCAGAGACCUGAUUUUGCAACAACAGGCCAAUGGGAGGUGGAGGCAGAGAGUGGACAGGGUCAGAGGGAGACCCAUGUUUUUGAUGCAGUCAUAGUUUGUACUGGACAUUACACCUAUCCUCACCUGCCACUCAAAGACUUCCCAGGUGCCAAAACCAGCAUAUCCCUUACUUCACUGUUUUCUCUCUGUUAGAGUUUUUCCUAUGUCUUUUCUAAAAUCUGACUUUUCAGGUAUUGAGAGCUUUGAUGGCACGUAUUUCCAUAGCUGGGAUUACCGUGGAGCUGAGGGUCUGCAGGGGAAGAGAGUGGUGGUGAUCGGGAUUGGAAACUCUGGAGGUGAUAUCGCUGUGGAUAUCAGCAGAGUAGCUGAAAAGGUAAAGCAGAGACAUGCACGUGUUGUUGUGUUUAACAGGAGAUUUUAUUUUUACUGAUUCUUGGCUUCCUUAAGUGUUAAAGCUGCAUAUAUUCAUCCCUUUUUGCAGGUGUGGCUCAGCAGUAGGAAAGGGACAUGGGUUAUCAGCCGGUUAGGACAAGGAGGGAUCCCCUUUGACCUUAUAGACUCUUCUCGGUUGGAUAUGAUGCUGUACAGGCUCUUCCCCUCGUGGAUCAACAAAAUGUUGGAGAAGAAGUUAAAUAAAGCAUUUUGCCACCAACUGUACGGCCUGAAACCGAACUUUGGGUAAAGAGAUACUCACCUGAAUUUUAGGGGUCAACACAGCAGUGGAUUCGCAAACAGACAUGCCUUCGAGGGGCUAAGAGGGGAACAAAUAUUUAGAGAAUAAGAUUAAAAAUGGAUUAAAAUUUACAGAGAAGUAAAAUUAAAGGAUGAGUGUUUCUAAUCUUAGACAUGGUUAUAUUUUAUUGCAUCUGUAUGACAAGAAUAAAUAUCCUCUUGAAUAGAAAUAGUUGUAACUUUAAUCAUAAUUGUGCAGCCUGAUCUUAACUCUACUCUGUUUGUUUCAGUUUCUUUGCAAAAAUCCCCUUGAUGAACGACGACCUGCCUGCACGGAUAAUCUCUGGUCGUGUUCAGGUGAAAUCAAAUGUAAAGGAGUUCAGAGGGUCCAGUGUGGUCUUUGUGGACGGCAGCAUCUUGGACAAGGUGCGUAUUUGUACUGUUCUAACAGACUGUAGAUAAACUCAUGUGUGUGUGUGUGUGUGUGUGUGUGGUUUUGUCCUUUAAUACACAAUGAUAUUGUUGCAUGCAGUAAAGCAUGUCUUAUAAUCGUAUGUCUUAUUUGUAUGAACAGGUGGAUGUAGUGGUGUUUGCGACAGGAUAUGACUACGGCUUCCCCUUCCUGCCCCCAGAUCUGCAGGUUAAAUGUGAUCACAGGCUGCGUCUCUACAAACAUGUGAUACCAGCCUCGCUGACCCGGCCCACGCUGGCUGUGGUGGGCUUUAUCAGUGGCUUGGGGGCCAUUAGUCGCCUGGCUGAGAUGCAAGCUCGCUGGGCUACAAGAGUGCUGAAAGGUACAGAACAACUCAGUAACCACUAGAAGUGUUCAUUGUUUUGCAACAAAAGCUGACAAUAGCAAAGCAAUGCUAAAGAAAUCCAGCCUUUCUUACAUACAACAGAGUGUCAGGGCCACAUUCAAAAAUGAAAAAAUUAAAGUGGUUGUUUGAAGUCAUAGGGAAAAAAAUAGGGUCUCUGUUGUGGUAUUGGUCCUUUGCAAUGUUCCACAUAGUUUCAAUAAGAGACAGGUCUGGACUGCAGGCAGGCCAGCCUAGUACUCGCUCAAAGCCAUGCUGUUGGCAGCAGGUGUUACUCCUAAACCUGUCUGUACCUUUAAGCAUUAAUGGAGCCUUCUCAGAUGUGGUUGUUAGCCAUGGACACUAACACACCCCCAGACCAUCACAGAUGCUGGCUUUGAACUUUGACCCGAGGACAGUCUGGAUGGUCCUUUUUCUUGUUUGUCCAAAGGACACCAUGUCCAUGAUUUCCAAAAAUUAUCUGAAAUGUGGACUCAUCAGACCACAGCAGACUUUCUACUUUGGGUCAGCCCAUCUCGGAUGAGCUCAGGUCCAGAGAAGUCGGUUGUGUUUCUAACUGUUGUUGAUAUCUGCCUUUGUCUUUGCAUGGUACAGUUUGAACUGCUGCCUGAUGAGUCAGAGGUCAUAGUCAUUCAAUGUUGGUUUUGGGCCUUGCAGCUUAUGUGCUGAGAUUUUCUGGACUCUCCUGAGUCUUUUGAUUAUUAUAGUGACUGUAGAUGAUGAAAUCCCUAAUUCCUGCAGAUGUAUGUUGUGAAAUGUACUUAAACUGUUGGACAAUUUGCUCAAACAGUUGUUGACAAAGAGGUAAACCUGGCCCCAUCCUCAAUUGUGACAACUGAGUGUCUCAGGGGUGCUCCUUCUAUACCCAAUCAUGACACUCACCUGUUUCUAUGAAUGAAGAUUAACUUAAUUACAUAGCAGACUUGACCUCUGUCUGCAGACAACUGUAGCCUAGCUUGGGUGUUGUUUCUCUGGGUUGUUCAAAUUAUCUUUAUCAGUUUAACACAAAAUACAGUCAUUACUUCAAUCACAGAUUUUUGGACACCUUGCACAAACAUACGUUGAAACAAGUUAUUAGAGUCCUCUGAAUAUGACUCCACCCUCUGCAGCAAAGAUUUUCAAAAGACCAGCUCUUAUUGUGAUAGAAACAAGUUCUCAUGAAAUAAAUAGAAGCCAUGAAGUAUCAAGCUGAUCUAACAGUGUUUAUUCAGAAUUUUGUUGAAGUAAAUCAGUUUCUUGUGCAUUUUAAACUGACAGACUCUUUAUAUUUUGCAGGCUUAGUAACUCUCCCCUCAGAAGAGGCCAUGAUGAAGGACAUUAAAAAGGACACAGAUGCUAUGAAUGAAUGGUAGGAAACAAACUGAGUAAGUGUGUCAGCUGUACAAGACUUGAUUUUGAGCUGAUGAGACUAAAUAAGACAACUCAAAACAGAGAUACGUCCUAAGAGAGCUCUUCCCAGACCUAGAACACAUACUGGGACGCUGAUAUUUGAUAUGACACCAUACAAGAGAGCGGCAGCAGCUCCCGACCAUAUCUUAUGUUUAAGUUUCUUCAAAGAAAGAAUAAUUUACAACUUUCUAUAUCAGUUAGUCCAUAUUUUAAAAGUGCUAAUUCAGGAAAAAUGUCAUCUCAAGAUGACACAAACGAGCUGGUCUAGACUAUACUCUUCAUAAUGACUGCAGACCAACGCAAAGAUCAGAUUAGAUCAAGUCUUAACUGAUAAAAUCAGACCCACUCUGACCACAUCUUAAUCCAGCAUAAGCAAAAAAAACUUUGCAGUAUCAAGGAAAUAACAGUAGUAAGAAAAAUUGUUCCUUUAACAGGCAGAAGCAUUCAGCAGAACCAGAUUCAGGUUUACAGAAGAGGAUCAGUGCCACCAAAAGAAAUAACAAAAAUCUAAAUAAAUAUCGAUUAAGGUGUUUUUUUUUUUUUCAACUCUAAAUUCUUCCUGUGAGUUCUGGCUUUAUUCUCAGAAUUGUGACUUUUUUUCUUGGAAUUCAGAGUUUAACGAAAAUGCUCUGAAUAUAAGUCAGUAUUUGAGACAAAAGCCAGCACUUUGACUGAAAUUUUACUUCACAAAUUUUAAUUGACUUUAGUGAAGUAAAAUAGAAUCUCCAUCUAGCAAACCACAUCUGUCACAUUUAUCUCUAGAUUCAUGGAGAACAUGGAGAGCCUUAAAAAAAAAAGAAGAAAGAAAAAACUUUUAAAUAAUUUACAACCAUCUGGCACAAGCAAACUUCGCAAUUCAAGUUUUAACUCGUCAUUUGGGAAAAGAUUACUUUGUGGUACUAUACCUUUUUGGAAUAAACAGUGUCCAUAGCAGCUUUAUCAAAACACUUUCCCUCUUUAUGACACUGAACCUUCAGGCCAAUCUAUGUGCAGUUUCAAAAUAAAAUAAAAAGCAGACUGGACUUCAAAUAUUUUUGCUUAAAGAGGGAGAUCAAACACUGUCCACCACUUUUUGUGACUAUGUCAGCUGUUCAUCAGUCUGUUUUUUCUUUCCCCAAAGUAAACCAAACAGAAAUAUGAUUUAUGAUUACUUUAGCAGAAACGUGCUCUCCGCUGCCUUAGCUCUGACAAAUAGAUAUACUGUCCUGGCAGCUUUCAGACAACUGUUUUGUGCAAUCUAGGAUAAAUCAAGGCUUUGAAACCUCUUAAGUUGAGUGGCACUGGGGUUUGAAAAAGCAUUUUUUGUCCGUUCAAGGGGGUAGCUGUGAUUGCUCAUUAAACUUCAAUGUCCCACCAUGGAACAGGAAGUCAUUUUCACUCCUUCAUACAAUGUUCAGUCUGUUUAAUAAUUUAUAUACACGAUCAAGGUCCAUCCCCAAAACACAACUAUGUGCCAAUUUCUCCACUAAAGUCGUAGCACUACCUUGUGGAAAUAAAUUGUACUAACUUUUACUUACAUUGUUCAAUCUCUCUUCAUCUUCUCACAUUUCAAAGUGGUCCCAGUCUGGACUUAUCUACAGUCACAUUUUUGGCAAAUUGUUCUGACUUAAAGCUCUACCCACUGGUAAAAACACGUUCAGCACUGUUCUGGUUGCUAUGAAUGAAACAUGACAGUCUCAGUCUGAGGGCAUCUACAAGAACAUUUAGCUCAUGAUGAUGAACCACUUACACCAGCACAGGCACAUCCUGCAGCUUUCACUCCUCUGAAUCUUUUCUUCAUUUUUUAAAUUGUGUUAUUUGUUCCCCUCUGCAGGUUUUUGUGCUCAGGGUUGAACCCCCUCUAUGUGGACGUGCUCUCUUACACAGACUGUCUAGCGGAGCAGGUGGGGGCUCGACCGAACAUCCCUUGGCUCUUCCUGACAGACCCCAAACUGGCACUAAAUGUUUUUCUGGGUCCUUAUACUCCUUAUCAAUACCGUCUGACCGGACCAGGCAAGUGGGUUGGAGCCCGUCAGGCCAUCCUUUCUCAGUGGGACCGAGUGCUUCAGCCUUUCAGGACCAGAGUGGUACCAGAACCAGAACCCAGAUCUACUCAUGGUCUAAGUAUAAUCGUGGUUCUCUCAGGUGCAGCCCUGCUGUGCUGCUUCUUCAUCAGUAAACACAGCUCCUCCUCUGUCUUCCCCCUCAAAUUUCCUUUCAAAUUUUAG
This is a messenger RNA of Xyrichtys novacula (pearly razorfish), 6093 nucleotides long. Lineage: Eukaryota; Metazoa; Chordata; Actinopteri; Labriformes; Labridae. The record is from the annotation of a GenBank genome assembly.